AUGGAGGCCCGCGGGGAGCUGGGCCCGGUCCGGGAGUCGGCUGGCAGUGACCUGCUGCUGGCGCUGCUAGCACGAAGGGAGGACCUGCGCCGAGAGAUCCCGCUGUGCGCCGGCUGCGAUCAGCACAUCCUGGACCGGUUCAUCCUCAAGGCUCUGGACCGACAUUGGCACAGCAAGUGCCUCAAAUGCAGCGACUGCCACACGCCGCUGGCCGACCGCUGCUUCAGUCGUGGAGAAAGCGUCUACUGUAAAGAUGACUUCUUUAAGCGCUUCGGGACCAAAUGCGCCGCAUGCCAGCUGGGCAUCCCGCCCACGCAGGUGGUGCGCCGCGCCCAGGACUUCGUGUACCACCUGCACUGCUUUGCCUGCGUCGUGUGCAAGCGGCAGCUGGCCACAGGCGACGAGUUCUACCUCAUGGAAGACAGCCGGCUCGUGUGCAAGGCGGACUACGAGACGGCUAAGCAACGGGAAGCCGAGGCCACGGCCAAGCGACCGCGCACGACCAUCACAGCCAAGCAGCUGGAGACGCUGAAGAGCGCCUACAACAACUCGCCCAAGCCCGCGCGCCACGUGCGCGAGCAGCUCUCCUCCGAGACAGGCUUGGACAUGCGCGUCGUGCAGGUCUGGUUUCAGAACCGCCGGGCCAAGGAGAAAAGGUUGAAGAAGGACGCGGGUCGGCAACGCUGGGGACAGUAUUUUCGCAAUAUGAAGCGCUCCCGGGGCAGCUCCAAAUCCGACAAGGACAGCGUCCAGGAGGAGGGGCAGGACAGCGACGCGGAGGUCUCCUUCACGGAUGAGCCCUCCAUAGCAGAAAUGGGCCCCACCAACGGCCUCUACGGCAACCUGGGAGAGCCCGCCCCUGCCCUGGGCCGGCCCUCUGGAGCACCCAGCAGUUUCUCGCUAGAGCACGGAGGCCUGGGGGGCCCGGAGUCCUACCGAGAGCUGCGUCCUGGCAGCCCCUUCGGUGUCCCCCCAUCCCCGGCCGCCCUGCAGAGCCUGCCUGGCCCACAGCCCCUGCUCUCCAGCUUGGUGUACCCGGAUCCCGGCUUGGGCCUCGUGCCCUCGGGGGCCCCGGGAGGGCCCCCACCCAUGAGGGUGCUGGCGGGAAAUGGACCCAGCUCUGACCUGUCUACAGGAAGCAGCGGGGGCUACCCGGAUUUUCCCGCCAGCCCCGCCUCCUGGCUGGAUGAGGUGGACCAUGCUCAAUUCUGA
Chrysochloris asiatica (Cape golden mole) is the source of this 1212-nucleotide messenger RNA. RefSeq names its product LIM homeobox 3 (gene LHX3). The transcript has 6 exons. Gene Ontology annotation, biological process: neuron differentiation; regulation of transcription by RNA polymerase II. Gene Ontology annotation, molecular function: DNA-binding transcription factor activity, RNA polymerase II-specific; RNA polymerase II transcription regulatory region sequence-specific DNA binding. Bases 1 to 1212 code for a protein of 403 amino acids. The record is from RefSeq and is a predicted model, not a curated record. Lineage: Eukaryota; Metazoa; Chordata; Mammalia; Afrosoricida; Chrysochloridae. Gene Ontology annotation, cellular component: nucleus.